AUGUUCGCAACAUCUCUUGCCUUUUUGGACAGGUUUAGAGCUGGUCGAUAUCUCUCCCUUGAUCUUUCAAAGAAUUCGCUUUCCACCGGCGAGCCAAAGAAAGUCGUCGUUUCCGAUUCGAGAAGAACUGCACUUCGACGAUGUAUAUUCCACAUUCCCCCUGUUCUCGGUUCCAUCGCGAUCCUCACGCUGAAUCUUCAUGGCAUAUACUUGGGGGAGGAGGUUAAUUGGCUCUUCAAAUCAGAGACUCUCAGUUUGAUGGGCUUCCAGAUCUUGGCCAAGAUCCAUGAGAUUUUCAUCGUGACCAGCCUUGGAUUGAUCGUCCUUCAUGCAGUCAGGAACGAAUUACUAUUUGGACACGGACUCCCUCUGGGUCUUGUUGGAUCAGGUCUCUCCUUCAGCAAUUUCAGCUUUUUCUUUACAAGAGAGUUUGGAGGUGGCUUGAGAAAUCUGGUGCAGCCGGGCCAUAGACUGCGAAAAGCGAGCUUCAUAGGCCUUCUAUGUCUGGCAGGUGCCAUAGCUACUCUCGCUGGGCCAUCAAGUGCCACCCUCAUGGUGCCCCAGACUCAAUCUUGGUCAGCCGGCGCAACAGAAUUCUUCCUCAAUGGAUCCUUGGAACGUUUUUGGCCGUCAGACCUGUCAAAAGACAUGGCUGAGCUUCAACAAUAUUGUGACAAUGAAACCUCCACCGCAUCUGCAUUCUGCCCAGCCGGUGGCUUCAUAUCUCUCCAAGAACACUGGGGAAGGAUGAAUUAUACAAACUUCUACGAUUACGAUGUGCCGCCAUAUGCCAAAAUGCUCUCGGGCUCGCGAUUCUAUUGGCCAAUUCACAGUCCAACAUCUCCUAUUCCCCCUCUCUAUCAAUUGGGAGACCCCAGGACGGAUCAAGACAUGCAUUCCUAUACCUUCUUGGUGCAGCCGCAUGCAGCAGCCGCAACGCUGAUGCAGCGGAUAGCAACGGACUGGUGGACAGUACUUGUCUCAACCAUGGGGUUGACAGAUUCCCGGGUCGACGACCGCAAUAUCGGGGCUGAUGUUCUAGCUGCGAUUACGUCCGUGAGAUGCACGGAACCACAAAACAUCUCUGAGUCAGGCAAAACGGUCCGCUUCCCAGCGAUCGAUGGCCGCUUCACCUACAUUCAAGGUUUUGAUUUUGUCGUCGACGGUCUCGAUACAAAUGCCGUUAAUCACCUGCGCUUUCAGUGGGUCCACCUUCCCGAAACCUUCGGCGCUGUCAGCAUCGGAGGUGUUUUCGAGUCACCCUGGAGUUCAGACAACAAAUCAAGAAUCGUGAUCGGAUGCUCUGCACAAUCAGGCUGGCUACCGGCAACAAUACUCACGGAUAAGUACUCAUUCUGGUCUGGAUGGUAUCCUUGGGGUAUGGAUUGGGGCGGUCGUACUCCUGCAUGGACCUCCACUCCUGCAAAUGCAGAGGAAUCCGCAACAAACGGGAGAAUAGCCAUUAGCUCGGAAUGGCUGGAUCUUCUGACGCCUACAACUUCGGACAUCGUUACAGGGGCUGAGGUCUGGCAGCCGUCGACGAUAGAGAGUGUUCUCGACAACGCAAAGUUGGCAGCCGAUCUAUCACCGCUCAAUGGGGCAACGCUGACAGAAGAAUGGGUCAAAAAUGACCCCUCGGAAGUGAGCAGAACCACUCUUCUCGAAGCAAUCGUUUGCAGCGUCCUCGUCGACGGUCUCAGCCGAACCGGGAGCUAUCGAGCAUUCAAUACAACAGGCCCCAGCUCGGAAUGGCCGUUGGCGUUGUAUGACCCGCUCCCCGACUUUGCAAAUCGACUCCUUGCAGGCCGCACGGCGUUGAGCACACCCAGUUUACCAAGUGCCGAAGUAACCACUAUCCAUAUCAAAAUGCAGAUCGAUGGGUUUGCCCUUAAAGCGACUCUCGCGACCUUUCUGUCCAUGGCGGUACUUUUGAUUCAUGUCACCAUGGCCCUGGUUCAUACUGGCUGGGUCUUGGUUCGGAAAAAGACAUCCAACAGUUGGGACUCCAUCUCCGAGCUCCUCGCCCUGGCGCAAAACUCACAACCGGCAUCUGUCGCCCUGGGUAAUACUGCAGCAGGUAUCAAUCUCGGCAAGACUUACGCUCAGAUAGCUAAGAUAAGAGUGAGGAAUCAGUAUGGGUAUAGCAACAAUGACCACGUUGCACUUGUAUUCGACGAAUCAGGGUCGGAGCUUGAGACCACCGCGGCGUCGUCAGGAAGACGCGAACAAGAGGACAACGAGCACCAUGCAGUUGGCAUCGCCGAUAACACUAUGAAUAAUGAAGAAGAUUCCUCGGGAAACAGGAAAAACCCCGGAAGCUCUGAGAUUUCAAAGCAACAUAUUUUACCGUUAUCCCGGACCUGGCCACGACCUCGCGGAGAUAUCCUGCCUUUAAGUCAAACGUUGCCUGGGUAUCGAGAUAUCUCCGGAAGAAGUAGGUCGACGUCAACUGAGAGCCUAAUUCCGUCAAAGAACGUCGUCAAAGAGAUGAUGGAUGACCGAGUCGUUCUGAAUCGUGCAUAUGGUUGA
Messenger RNA from Rhinocladiella mackenziei CBS 650.93, 2529 nucleotides. RefSeq lists its product as uncharacterized. NCBI's taxonomy places the organism in Eukaryota, Fungi, Ascomycota, Eurotiomycetes, Chaetothyriales, Herpotrichiellaceae. Bases 1 to 2529 code for a protein of 842 amino acids. The transcript has a single exon. The record is from RefSeq and is a predicted model, not a curated record.